Messenger RNA from Alternaria infectoria, 4104 nucleotides. RefSeq lists its product as uncharacterized. The transcript is spliced from 6 exons. NCBI's taxonomy places the organism in Eukaryota, Fungi, Ascomycota, Dothideomycetes, Pleosporales, Pleosporaceae. The coding region runs from base 1 to 4104 and encodes 1367 amino acids. Gene Ontology annotation, molecular function: nucleic acid binding. The record is from RefSeq and is a predicted model, not a curated record.
AUGUCGGAUACUGCCCAACCACCGGGAACUCCGCCUGCUGCAGACACGCAAACCGCAACAACGGCAGACGAGCAGCCUGCGCCCCCCACCGAUAUGAACAGCACUGUCGCCGACCCAGUCAACCAUGCAACUAGAGACCCCAAGUUUAGUCCGGGAGCCGGCCAGGCCUUCUUUUCUACCGAACUUGGUACCCGCGCUCCCCGUUCACUAGGUCCAAUUCGUGCGCCCGUCAUCGCACGUAGCGUCCAAGGUCCUGCGGCUGUGGUGCAAGCAGCGACUCAUUGGCAAGUGAAAUACAAGAAUCAGUGUCUCUGCAUUCUACCCUCACAGGGGUGGACCGUGGAAGACCUGUGGGAUGCCGAAGAUGUCCACAUCGAGGGCAGGAAAUUCUGCGAAGAGAUGUUGACCUUCAUCUCUCGAAACACCUACUACGCGGCGGACCGAUUCGCUAAGGAUUGGGCGCUCGCGCAUCCAGAUCGAGUCGACUUUAUCGGGCUUCAGAUGGGCAACGUCUACGAUAUCAACGAUCCGCUUGCCGUCGUCGACCAGAUCUUCGUGUUCGGCGAGCCUCUCGGGUUCCCUCGUGUGUUCCUCUGGCACGUCGCUCAUAUUCUGAUUACUACAUGGAUCGAGAUGAACAAGGCGACUAAUGAGACACUGCGCGAGAGCCUGACGCCACAAGCACGCACUUGGGUUCAACAGUCCACCAAUGAAGCAACCCAGCCUUCGUCCACCAUUGUCGAGAUGUCUACAGACAAGAAAGGCAGUAAGAAAAACCGCAAGAUCACACGAUCUCGACCCAGCAAACUGACCACACCGGCAGAACCUUCGUCCGCCGUCGAUAAGCCAGACCAUGUCGCGAAUGAGUCUUCCGGAGUACCAGAUCAGCCCAACGUGCGCUAUGCUCCUCCACGCAUCCCAUCGCAGGGUCUUGUUCAGCGUGGGGGUCAUUCUGCUCCGUUGAGGAGCGGCGAUAUGAGUGUUCCGGCGGGGCCCUCGAGGCCGUCGCCCAACAUGCAUGCGCUAUCCUUGAACAUUCCAAAAUCCAAUCGUAACAUGAACUCCGGAUCCUACGUUCAGCAACACGGCUGGGUCGAGAACAACAACCGCACUGCAUAUGGUCCAUACCCACGACAGCCUUCUGGCGCUAUGCCUGCCAUGCAGUCGCCUCACUUCCUACCUCCGCAAAUGGCACCGGGCCAACAUAUCGCUCAACCAAUGAUGUCGGGUGUAGUUCCGUAUGUUCAGGUGGUCCAUCAUGGCUUUGCUCUCCAGCACCCCGACCCUGGCCUGAUGUCUCGAGCACAACUCAACUACCAGCAGAACAUGAUGCAAGCUCAGCCAAUAAACCCUAUAUUCACGCAGCAGCCACACAGCCAGCACGUCUCGAUGGGCGACAUGACUAACAACAUGAUGCUUCAACACCAGGAUCCUCGUGCGCCGGUGCCCCGUCGUUCCAAUCCACCGCGCAACCCCCAAGAGCUCUACGAUCCUUACGGUGGCAACAACCCUAAGUUCAACGGUGCCCCAGGUCAUAACAACACAGGCCGGAAGGGCGGUAACAGCGGCUUCGCCGCUCAGUCUGGUCGUGGCCGCAAAGUAUCCAACCCAGGCGGGCGGGAGUCAUAUAACAGGUCCAACGCUGAUUACAACGGCAACGUUCCAUCCAGCGGACCUCGAUAUGCCGACUACAACAAUCGCCGUCGCCCAUCGGAAGACGACCCGGCUAUCACUGGCGACUCCGUCUCUGGUUGCGGUCAUACAUGGAUUGGACCCAAGAACCAGACCGUCACCGAGCUUUGGAUCGGAGAUUUGUUACCCGAUACCGGCGAGUCUGAAAUUGCACAGAUGUUCAAGCAGACGAUCGGCAUUAGCCCUAUCGCGGUCUCCUUGAGGGGCAACAAGAUCGGCGCAAGUUCUAUUCAUGCCUUUGCUACAUUCGUAUCAACUGCAGACGCCAGCGUAGCCUUGGGUAUUAAUAAGUUUAAUCCUCACAAAGACGAUAAGCCUGUCACUGAUGUAGAGUCAAAUGCACCUACAGAGAGCGUCAAGGCAUCGUACUCUCCCCAGGAUGCUAGAAGCGGCCUGUUGAAGAAGCCAUCCCCGCAGUCGGACGUUCCUAGCUAUCCAGAGACAGGAGACGUCAAGCUCGAGAUGCCCAAACAUCAGCAGAAAUCUCCUACAAAGAAGAACAAGGGCAAAGGUAGGCGCGAAUCAACAGUCAAGAACAUCGAUGCAGCCGAUGAGAAGACGAAAGCUGCUGGGAAGCUGAACUCUGACGGCCCAGCUGUCACGAAAGAGGAAGAGACCGGCACAGAGUCUACCAAAAUCAUCACUGAACCUACGAAGCCAGCGACUGUCGAUGGGCCUACUUCUUCGGCUGAAGAACAUAAAUUCUCUCCCUUCGAAUCAGUACCAGCGCUAGACCAGCCGGAAAAUGUAGCCGACGCCUCUACCGUACUGCCACCCAAGGAUCCGGAGACGCUAGAGGCAGGACAAGACGCCAAGACAACACAGAAAGAGCGUGACACCGACGUCCCUCUCAACUUCGCGGGCGCCCUUGCUAAGAAUCUAGAGACUAGAUCUGAAGCUACUUCCAUCGCUAAGGAUAGUGAGAACACAGGUGGUGGGCCUUCGAGUACAGCUCCGAUAGAAUCGCCUGCGCAUUUAGCAGAAAACGACGUCUCGGACGAUGAGGCCAAGAACGACACUAGCUUCCAUUCUGCGCCAGAAAUCCAGCCUGAGUCUGUGCAAGCGCAGCCGCAACCAGAGCUCCAGGACAAGGCGAUGACCACGAACCAUGAAACCACAAAGUCGCCGUCUAUACCUACCGAGACCAGCCUGAAUAAAUCCCCAACACUGAUCACCCCGCGCAAUAUUACUCAGUCUGAUUCACCUGUAGCUGCGCCGCCAAAAGAAGAUACCGCGCCUCAGCUUCCAGCGUCGGAGAGUACACAAGAUCCUACAACAACCGCUACUGCUCAAGGAAACGAAGAAAUGUCAACAGCUGCAGAGACCUCACCCGUCACUGCAACUAAGAAAGCUGGUGCUCAGCAGAUGCAGUCGCUCCACCCGUUCGCGAAGAGCAACAAGUCUCAGGCCAAACGAGAAAAGGAGGCCAGAAAGAAGCAGCAGAGGAAAGAAGACGCUGAUCGGGUCGCUAAGGCGAAGGCUGAUAAGGCCAUAUCCUCGCAAAAGCCCAACGACGGUCCCUCCGCUCAGCGUGAGACUGGAUCUCUAGGAGACUCUGUGAACUCACCUGGAGCUACAGAUACAGUUGCUCAACCAGAAGCGGCCAACUCAAAGACUGGCGGUGAUAGCACCACAGGAAACAAGAAGUCCAAAGGCAAGGCAAAGAUGCAGCCAGCUGGUACCAGCUCUGCCGAUGGCGAAGACAAGGCUGUUGCCGAAUCGGAGAAUGGUAAACUCAAUGGUAAUAUCAACGAUUCCAAGGAUGUCUCUUCAGUAACUCACCAGGCGGAAAAGAUGGAGGCCUACCUCGCGGCGCCAGCCAACCAGGGAUCUUCGGGAGACUCUGGGGUAACCCCAGCUGCUGAACCGACCCCAUCAACUCCACCAUCUGUCCCUUCAAUUACCCCAAAAACACAAGGCUCCUCCCAGAAGAUGCCCGCCCAGGAAGUAAAUGAUCCCCAUAACCUCACUUCCAAUCAACAAACUCACGUUCCAGGUCACUCUCGCCGCUCUUCCGCUUCCACGCUAGUCGGAGAAGAGCGAGUGUUACCGUCUGCUUUUACCCCUCCUGCCCCUACCCACCCGGACUCCUCGCGAACCGUCUCUCCUGAUGAAGCACCCCAGCUCGACGCCACCCCGACUGUAGCACCCAAGAAGAAAAAGAAGAAACCAAAAAAGAAGAAGACCGCACCCGUCCUCCCUUCAGUUGACCCCGACCCCCCCAGGGACGGGGACUAUCAUAACUAUGAUCCUUUUUCGUCCCAAAUGAGCCACAUAGAUGCUAUUCGUCGGGCUAACAAGUACGAUACUACCUCUUACUAUGCGGUUACAAACGCGCGAAUGGAGAGGGAUGCUGAAGAGAGCAGAAGGGCUGCUCGAGCCCUUGCGGAUCUGGAUGAACAUGCUAGCUGA